Molecule: messenger RNA, 2830 nt
Organism: Rhodamnia argentea
Lineage: Eukaryota; Viridiplantae; Streptophyta; Magnoliopsida; Myrtales; Myrtaceae
Product: protein SOSEKI 3
Exons: 6
Coding region: 639-2258 (539 amino acids)
Source: RefSeq, a predicted model, not a curated record
AGCGAAGCUCUUUUGUAAAGUUCAACAGUCCGCGCAAUCUGCCAAAAGCAGACCAGAAAAUUAGGGAAGCUUCACGUUCAACCCCCGUCUUGUCCUUCGCCUGUCGCUUCCUCCCCCACCCCCCUCCCUCUCUCUCUCGCUCUGCGCGAGCUGAAGUGGAUGCUCUUCCCCAGAGAAACGACGACGCAAUCUGAUCGAUCCCACAGCGCGGCACCACGCCACGCGUUGAAUGCGGGGAAGCGUCCACUUCGUCUUCUCUCUCAGGUCCCCUCCCCCCCUGCUCGGAGCCCGUCCGGACAUUCGCCCCCCCUCCCUUCCUCUUCGUCGAAACGGUGAUCGCGCGAUGUCGGGGUCGCGAACGGCAGCUCCAGGUUCCGGCGGCCAGGCCCGCGAGCGAUGCUGAUCCGUUCCAGCUCUGGUCAACGCAUUCGGAGUCCUGAUUCUGUGGUCGGAUACUGAUCGGAGGUCGGUUGGUUGCCUUCGUUUUCCUUGGGCGUCGGAGUUCCGGUUCGCUUCUCGAAUCUGGGGUUUUCUUGCGGAGAGCUGACUGAGCUGCCGGCCAGCUUCGGAGUCGGAGAUACGGACUGCUUUUGCCGGUCGGCCCCCGGAAGGGUCCGGUUGCGGGUUCCGGUGGAGAGAUGGAGGCGAGGAUGAAGAAGUAUCGGCAAGUGAGCCCGGAGAGGGCGAAAGUGUGGACGGAGAAGUCGCCCAAGUACUUUCAGAGCAGGAAAGUGCCCGUGGUUUACUAUCUCUGCAGGAAUCGCCAGCUUGAGCAUCCUCAUUUCAUUGAAGUGCUUAUCUCCUCGCCCGAAGGACUCUAUCUGCGAGAUGUGAUUGAUAGGCUGAAUGUUCUUCGAGGCAGAGGAAUGGCAUCUACGUAUUCGUGGUCCUCUAAGAGAAGCUACAAAAAUGGUUUCGUUUGGCAUGAUCUAUGUGAAGAUGACUUGAUCCUUCCAUCUAAUGGAAACGAAUACGUCCUCAAAGGCUCAGAGCUCUUUGAUGAGUCUAAUUCAGAUCGUUUCAGUCCUGUCGUGAAUAUCAGCACCAGGAAUUUGAAGCAAUUGCCAGCUCCACCAUCUUCUAGAAGUCAAGACGAUUCAUCAUCAUCUUCAAGCAUGAAUGGAAAAGAAGCAAAACACUCCCAAGAGGAUGAACAUUCUUCUCCAGUUCAUCACACUGAUUCCACUGAUGUUUCACCACAGUCAAGAAAUGGAAAAGGCUCCAGUUGGAAUGGGUCUCUGAGCUUGACGGAGUACAAGGUGUACAAGAACGAGGGGUUAGCUGAUGCAUCAACUCAGACUGAAGAAAACAUAAGCAGAGGUAAAACCAGAGAAACUUGUACUAGAGGAGUCUCUACUGAUGAUGGCUCAACCGAACGUGAAUGCGAUGAAAGUUGCCAAACUAAGGCCUCUUGCUUGAAGGAGACCUCCGAGAUUUCUAGUGGUGCGGUUUCCCCUCCUCCCACAUCCUCUAGUGCUUCUUCAUCAGGUGGAAAGACUGAAACUCUGGAAUCAUUGAUUAGAGCUGAUGCUAGCAAGAUGAAUAGUUUUAGAACUCUUCAAGAGGAACAAAUCCGAUUGCCGACCAAUGCAAGGCUCAAAGCUACCAACAUGUUGAUGCAAUUAAUCUCGUGUGGAUCAAUAUCAGUGAAAGACAACACCUUUGGCUUAAUCCCAACUUACAGGCCACGAUUUUCCCAUUCAAAAUUUCCAUCUCCUUUGUUUUCUACAUCAUUGAUGAUGGGGGAGCUUGAUUGCUUAUCAGAAAAUCCACGGUUGAUGGGCAUAAGGCUGGAAGAUAAGGAGUAUUUCAGUGGCAGCUUGAUUGAGACCAAGUUUCUCCGGGAGGAUGGAGAUGGACUUAGCUCUCUGAAGCGUUCCUCUUCCUACAAUGCCGGCAGGUCUGGUAAGCAGUUAGGUUCGGCUGGGGAAAGUGAGAAUGGACGGUCAAAAUGCAUACCCCUAUCGAUUAAAGCUUCAAUAGCUAAACAACCUCGAAGUGAGUCUAUGAGAUCCCCUCUCUCCGAUAAACCAAGAAUUUCUUCAGACAGAGCAGAUAGCUCCAGAACAUUAUUUGCCAAUUCAUCAAAUGGUAAUAGUAGAAGAAUCACCGAGCCUUCCCCAGGGAACAAACCGUCAAAGAGAGACUCCGCCCCGGAGGAUGAGAAAGUGACAAAAAUCGAAGAAAGGCUUGCUUCAGGAGCACGGGUUAUAAUCCAAUCGAAAGCACCUUCCCACAUCGAGGUAGGCAGCUGUUAAAGAGACUCAUAGACCAUCGAAACGUAAGAUGUACUGUUUCCACAUUGCCUCUGCUUGUGUGUGAAGCAUGUGAAUCUUUCAGAAAAGCUUAAUUUGAAUUUUGAAUGCUACCCGAAUUGAGUUGGCGGGCCCUCUUAAUGAUACUGUACAUCUGGAAAGUUGAGAGAAAAAAGAGGAGAGAAGAAAAGGUUUCAUGUGUAUUGGGGGGACGAAGACUGGUAAUGUUGAGCAAAUUUUUGGGUUCAGCUUUAUAGAAAGUGGGUUCUCUCUUUUCGGCAUUUCCUCAGUUACGGUGCUUCCACAGUGCUGCAUUACCUCCUAGGACUGUUCCUCCCCAGCAAAUCCAAUGAGAACAGCUGCAUUGUCUUGAGACUCUUACACAACAAAAGCAAAUACAUCGUUUAUUGUUCUGGGCAUCAUUGGAUGAAGAUGCUUUAGAUAUGAAAUGCAUCAUUGGAUUUUUUUUCUUUCUGCAUGGAUGAGCAUGAUUAGAUGUGGAGAAUCAUUGAAACAUCCCCAUCAUUUACAAUCGAGACACAACCAUGUGGGAAACCAAAAGGGAGGCAGGAAAA